This is a messenger RNA of Penicillium subrubescens, 2235 nucleotides long. Its product is annotated as SDA1 family protein. The transcript is spliced from 3 exons. NCBI's taxonomy places the organism in Eukaryota, Fungi, Ascomycota, Eurotiomycetes, Eurotiales, Aspergillaceae. Gene Ontology annotation, cellular component: nucleolus. The record is from RefSeq and is a predicted model, not a curated record. Bases 1 to 2235 code for a protein of 744 amino acids. Gene Ontology annotation, biological process: ribosomal large subunit biogenesis; ribosomal large subunit export from nucleus.
AUGGUUAAACGAAAGCUCGGAGCCUUAGAAAAGGUUGAGGCUGAUCUGCCUAACUUGCAACACAAGAUCCGGAGGGAUCCCAAGUCUUAUAUCGAGGAUUUCCGCGCCCAGCACUACCAAUAUGAAUCGCAUCGAGAAAUUUUCAUGGCGGCGCCCUCUGCGGCCACCGACACUGGCAUUAUCUCUCUGAGAGAGUUGAUUGACUUCAUUUCUCAUGUCGCUGAUUGCUAUCCUGAGAUCUUGAAGGACUUCCCGCAGCAGCUCAUUGACAUGCUGAUGCAACACCACCUGGUGUUGGAGCCGGAAUUGCGAGAGAAAAUCGUGGGAAGCAUCGUACUUCUGAAGAAGAAGGACCUCAUCGAUUCGGCCACGCUGCUUCACACCCUUUUCCCGAUUCUUAUUACCACGCCCAGCAAGACCCUCCGCGCUCUUUUGUUCACAAAAAUCCUGUCGGAGCUGCGCCAGGCUAAUUCGAAAACCACCAACCACAAGCUGAACCGAACGAUGCAGACCGUUUUGUUCAACUUGGUGACCUCCGAUCGUACGUCUUCCAAGGCUCUGUGGGCUAUCAAAAUCACCCGAGAGCUAUGGAAGCGCCAGAUCUGGACGGAUGCCAAAGCUGUUGAGGUUAUGAAAGAGGCGGCGCUUUCGCAGAAUGAGAAGGUGAUUGUUGGCGGAACGCGUUUCUUCCUGGGUGGUGACAAGGAGCGUGAAGAAAUGGAGGAUGAGAGCAGCGACGAAGAGACCCUUGAUAUUGGUCGCCUUCGUCAUACCCUGCAGAUCAAUAAGAAGUCGAAGAAGAAGGCCCGUGUUGCGGAGAAGGCCAUGGCUACGCAUAAGAAGAAGGAGCGCAAGAAGAACCAGCCUCACCCUCUCAACUUCUCGGCCCUUCACUUGCUCCAUGAUCCGCAGGGAUUCGCCGACAAUCUCUUCACCAAGCAUUUGCAAAACAGCAAGUCUAAGCUGAACUUGGAGCAGAAACUCCAGGUCCUGCAAUUGGUCUCGCGUCUGGUUGGCCUGCACAAGCUGCACAUUAUGCCGCUCUACUCCUACUUCCAGAAGUUCCUUACGCCUCGCCAGCCUUCGGUCACCUCCUUCCUUGCAUCGUUGGCCCAGGCAUCGCACGACCUUGUGCCUCCAGAUGUCCUUGAACCUCUCAUUCAGAAGAUUGCCAACGAGUUCGUCUCAGAAGCAUCGGCAGGAGAGGUUGCCACUGCUGGUCUCAAUGCCAUCCGAGAAAUCUGUGUAAGACAGCCCCUAGCAAUGAACGAAACCCUACUCCAGGACCUUGUCAUGUACAAGAAGAGCAAGGAUAAGGGUGUGAUGAUGGCCUCCAAGGGUCUGCUCAGUCUGUUCCGUGAUGUUGGAGCGGAGAUGCUUAAGAAGCGGGAUCGCGGCAAGGAAGCCUCCAUGGGUCUCCGCUCCGGCGAGAAAGAGCAGAGACGGUUCGGUCAACAGGAGAUCGGCGGAAUCGAGGGUCUCGAGCUGCUCGAGAAGUGGAAGGAAGAGGAGCGUCGCAAGAGACGUGAGGAGAAGGGUCUGGCUUCUGAUGCCGAGGAUGACGAGGACGAUGAGGAUGACUGGGCCGCCUGGAACGUCGAGGAUGAUGAAGACAGUGACGACUCUGGUGAAUGGAUCAACGUUGAGAGCGAUGUUGAGAUUGAACUCAGCGACUCUGAAGAUGAAGGCAAGGACCGACCCUCCAAAAAGUCCAAGCAGGAUGAACCAGAGACCAAGGAGAAGGACGAUGCGGCCCAGGAGGUCAAGCUAUCCACCCUCGCUACCACUCGAAUCUUGACUCCUGCCGACUUGGCCAAGCUUGCCGAGCUUCGUGCUCAGGCCUCUGUCGACUCUGCUAUCAAUGGGCCCAAGUCCCGCCGGGCUGCUCUGCUUGCUGCCCGUCACACGGACGACCCCUUGACUGCUGCAGAGAUCGAGGGCCUGGCUUCCUUGUCCGCUGCGAAGGCCACUCGUGAAGAACGCAUUGCCCACGCACGUGAAGGCAAGCCGGACCGCGAGGAGCACAAGAGCAAGGAAGGCCGACGCAGAGAACGCAAGCAGGAGCAAGGCAAGAGUACUACCAACAAGGAGAAGGCCCGCCGCAAGAACUUCCUCAUGACCCUGGGCAAGGCGAAGAGCAAGAACAAGCGCAGUCUGGUGGAGACUCGCGCUGUGCUGAAGGCGCACCACGAACGCCAGAAGAGAGGCGGCAAGCGUGGCAAUGCUGGAAACUGA